This is a messenger RNA of Kluyveromyces lactis, 1872 nucleotides long. Its product is annotated as C2H2-type zinc finger protein. Gene Ontology annotation, cellular component: nucleus. The transcript has a single exon. The record is from RefSeq and is a predicted model, not a curated record. The coding region runs from base 1 to 1872 and encodes 623 amino acids. Gene Ontology annotation, biological process: regulation of transcription by RNA polymerase II. NCBI's taxonomy places the organism in Eukaryota, Fungi, Ascomycota, Saccharomycetes, Saccharomycetales, Saccharomycetaceae. Gene Ontology annotation, molecular function: RNA polymerase II cis-regulatory region sequence-specific DNA binding; DNA-binding transcription factor activity, RNA polymerase II-specific.
AUGCCUUCCGUGCAAUUGCUAGAUACGGAUAAGUCAAUUCUCAAACGACUCUCUUGGCGUUUGACUAAUUGGUUCAAUGCCAUCGCCAGUCACGUCGUAGGUGUUUCUUUGGACUGUAAGACAUUACAGGAUGAUUCAAGUAUGGACGUGAGAAACAAGGGCAAUAAGUCGGAUUUUGAAACGGAAGAUGAAGAUGAAGGUGAAGAUGGGAAACUUAAUGAAAAUGGAAAGAACUCGCAAGAAGAUACUGACAACAGGCGCAUUUCUCUUUUCCCAUCCUCGCAUAAUGUGGACAGACAGUUAGAAUAUAAUGCCUCUGUCAUACCAUGUUCUUUGAACAUCAAUGGAUUACAAAGCCCAAUGUCCGUUGCAAGGACUCCCGAAGGUCAAAUGGAAUGGAAGAUGACGAUAGACACUGACCCUGUUACCUCUAAGAGAGCUUUCGCACAGAAUACAUCUCCAAAGGUAAAUGAGGAUCGUGAAACGAAAACUACUCAGGAUAUUACCCCUAAGACUGACGCUACUCCAGAGACAGGAGAGACGUCUGCGAAUGAUGAUUCGAAGACAUCAUUGAAUGAUCAUGUGGAUGUUAUCAAGUCAGAAGAUAGUUCUGUAGGUUCAACACCAGAAGUUUCUAGUGGUAUUGUUCCUGUCUCAUCAACCGACAGUGAGUCUCAGGUGCCCACUGAUAAGUCAGAUGAGAAGAAGGAAACAGAUAUGAAAUUUGUGUGUCAUUAUUGUGAUGCAGAAUUCAAAAUGAGAGGGUAUUUAACUCGCCACAUCAAGAAACAUGCCAUAGAAAAGGCAUAUCAUUGUCCCUUCUGGGAUGCAUCUCUACCUUCUGAGAAACGUUGUCACUCGACAGGUGGCUUCUCCAGAAGAGAUUCUUAUAAGACCCAUUUGAGAUCAAGGCAUUUCAUUUAUCCUGAUAAUGUUAAGAAUGUGGACCGUGUGAACUCUCAUGGACAUUGCGGCCGUUGUAAAAAACACUUUGAUUCGACAAAUGAAUGGAUUGAACAUCAUAUUGAAAAUCGUGAAUGUGAAGCUAUUUUGCCAACUUUCAAGGGUAACCUGAAGAAGAGUAAAAAGUGUGGGAAGUUGAAAAUGAUCAUGACCUCUGAUGGACAGUCACGUUUCAUUUCCAACCAAGCAACUAUCAGCGAAGCCAAGGUGCCUAUCAGCAACUUCAUGCCAGAAAAUAGGAAGAAGUUAUCGAGUGAGUAUUCUAAACCGGCUUCUGCCUCCCCGCCCAUCAAACAAACCAUAUCUGACCUGGCUUUGGAUAACACUUUUGCUCUGGCUUCAAUACCACUAAACUACAAUGGAAAUAUCAAUGGAAAUAUCAAUGAACAUAACGACAAUCAGAAUUACGGUCAUUUCGAAAACCAAGUGUAUGGCAACGGUGUCCCAUCUCUCGCUCCCUCGAACUCUGUCCCCUUCACAGGACAACCACAACUAAUACCUCAUUCGGGAUCUCAAAAUACAGCUACUCAUUUACGCAAAUGUACACAACCAUUCGAUGAAUUCUCCUCAUUGAACAAAUCACCAGUUGAAGAUGCAGCUUUGGACACCGUACGGUCUAUCUCAUCCCAAUCCUCCCAUGAACAUACUGUUCUCCAUAAAGAAAUGAACUUCAUAUCUACCGAUCAAAAGUCACAAAUAAAUCCUGAUUGGGAAGUACUCCCCCUCGACAUCGAGCAAGCAGGCAUGUCUAUGGAAGAAGAAGUGAAAUUCACGAAUAACUCGAAUGAACCUAAGAUUAAUACUACUUUACAAAGACAAAUGAAUGAGUACGCUCUGGGUGAGAGGCACUUCAGAGAAACUCAGCAAUUCAUGAACUUUUUCAAUUAUACUUACAAUUACCAAGAAUGA